AACCCAGAACCCUCAAAUCCACGCGUCACAUACCCAAAUUCACUUCACCUCCUUCUUCAACCCCUUUAAAGUUUAAACCCUCCCGACUCCAAACAGUAACCGCAAAACGACAUCGCGAAAUGCAUCGUUUCAAAUCUAUUGCCCGGAGCUACCACUCGCUCAACAAUAACGCCAUUGGACCCCUUGUAUCCAUCUUAAAAUCCCGGUCUGUUAUCCGGUUCAGUGGCCCGGACACGCUCAAGUUCCUUCAGGGUCUGUUAACCAACGAUGUACAAAGAUUCGGUGAACCACCCGGCGAGAGGAUCUCAUCCCUGCCGACUCCCAAUUUGCCUACUGUCUCCGCGUCGCCCAUGUACGCUGCGCUUUUGACUCCUCAAGGAAGAUUUUUGUACGAUUUAUUUUUGUAUAGACCGACGCGAGCUAGUGAGAAGCUUGAUAGUAAAGGAUUCGGACCCGGGUCGGACACCAGUGGGUCUGUUGAGCUGUUGGCGGAUGUGGAUACUUCGGUUCUUGAUGAGCUAUUGCAGACUUUUAGAAGAUACCGUUUGAGGUCAAAGGUUGAGAUUGACAAUGUGGCAGAAGAAUUCUCUUGCUGGCAGCGCUACGGUGGAAAGCUUGCUGAAAAAUCACGAGUUGCAGAAGAACCAGAGGCAGCUAGUGUUGGCUGGGGUUCUAGCGUUGAUCCUACUGCACAGUCAGCUGCACAUGGGGAUCGUAAUGGAUGGCAAUGGUUUAAAGACCCUAGAUUGGAAUGUCUUGGCUUCCGCGGUGUCUUUCCAUCCAAUAAGAUGCCACCGUUGGUUGAGGCUGACAAAGAAACAGAUGAAGAAAAUUAUCUUUUAUGGAGAAUUGAGAAUGGAGUUGCUGAAGGAUCAACUGAGAUUCCAAAAGGUGAAGCAAUUCCACUUGAAUACAAUUUUGUCGGUCUGAAUGCUAUAAGCUUUGACAAAGGAUGCUAUGUGGGUCAAGAGCUUAUUGCUCGCACCCACCACAGGGGGGUCAUUCGCAAACGUUUGCUUCCUUUAAGGUUUCUGGAUGAUAGUGGGAAAGAAGUAGAGCAGAAAGUUGCUCCUGGUUCAGAAGUGAUUGAAGCUGUAUCUGGCAAGAAGGUUGGCCCUGUGACAACUGCACUUGGUUGUCGAGGGCUAGGUCUUUUGCGGUUGGAGGAAGCAUUUAAAAUUUCAGGUUCUUUGAUAAUACAAGGACAGGAGGAUGUGAAGGUUGAGGCUAUUAGACCAAAAUGGUGGCCAGCUGAAUGGUUUCCAGAGCAUAAACGGUAUAGUGCAGUUGCUUAAUAGUUUUUUCUUAGAACGGUUGCUUAACUUGGAACUAGAAUGGAUCAUAUUCCUUGACUUGAUCAAUCAUGCAAAUUGUGGGAUUCUUCGCUGGCACGAACCCCGCAUGGUUAAAAGCUUUGUAGCAUGUUUCAUGCUUAUUCAUGUGAAAGAAAGUAAAAAGUAGGAUGUUAAGCAUAUGUUGUAAGAAUCCCAUACAUUCAUUCAUACCACAAGUUGUUUCAAGAUUUAUUUUCGCAAUAUGCAAGCCAAUAUUGUUGGUCUGGAUGGAAUGUCUAUGAUUUUGGCAGGAAUGAAUUUUGUCGAGUGGAAACGGGCA
Jatropha curcas is the source of this 1614-nucleotide messenger RNA. Its product is annotated as Glycine cleavage T-protein family. Gene Ontology annotation, biological process: iron-sulfur cluster assembly. Gene Ontology annotation, molecular function: protein binding. The record is from RefSeq and is a predicted model, not a curated record. Gene Ontology annotation, cellular component: mitochondrial matrix. Lineage: Eukaryota; Viridiplantae; Streptophyta; Magnoliopsida; Malpighiales; Euphorbiaceae.